Molecule: messenger RNA, 2140 nt
Organism: Dunckerocampus dactyliophorus (ringed pipefish)
Lineage: Eukaryota; Metazoa; Chordata; Actinopteri; Syngnathiformes; Syngnathidae
Gene: paox
Product: polyamine oxidase
Exons: 10
Coding region: 449-1954 (501 amino acids)
Molecular function (GO): polyamine oxidase activity
Source: RefSeq, a predicted model, not a curated record
UAAAAUAAAGUAGGAAAAAAUUGCUUUCCUACAUGUGCUCAGGUUUUUAUUGAUAUCUACAUAUAUUUGAUAUUUCUGUAAUAUAAUUGAUUUUUACACAUUUUCAUUCCGUUUUCAGUAAGUAACAUUCAUUCAUUUCGUCGAAGUGUACGCACGUACUUUAUUUUAUACUCAGCUCAGCGUUAAUGCAUACAUUGUACGCCGUUGUGCGCCUAGCCCCGCCCAUCUCUAUCAUGGCGGACAUUCUGCUACAUAGCGUACUACACUCUUUUAAAUGCAUUUGCGGAUAAUGCACAGUCUCACUUGUCUAGCGUCUUAGACUGGAAAGGCUGGUAGCGGCUGGAGGAGGAGCGUCCAAAGUCUUUCGUCGGCUGCAAACCUUUAAAUUGUACACAGUAACUGGCAGACGUGCCGUUUGUCGUGUUUAGCUGUCCAGUCAGUCUCGGUCAUGUCCGCCGGUGUCGAGUCCAGAAUAGUAAUAGUAGGAUGUGGGAUAUCAGGGAUAGCAGCAGCACAUAAACUCAUCAAAGCAGGUUUUAAUCACGUGAGGAUACUCGAAGCUACAGCUAGAAGUGGAGGAAGGAUAAAAACGGGCAAAUUUGGUGAUAACAUAAUAGAGAUCGGUGCAAACUGGAUCCAUGGGCCAUCCGAGGGCAACCCAGUGUUUUGUUUGGCGCGACAAUAUGGACUGCUAGAUCCAGAGGCCCUCAAGCCGGAGAACCAGGCCGUGGACAUCGGAGGACAUCCUCCCUGGAUCGCCAAUGUCUUUACCAGCUCAGGUCGCAAAUUGAGCAUUGAAGAUGUGUAUCCUGCUCAGCAGAUGUUUGCUGAGCUGCUGGUCGAGUGCUCAGCGUUUCAUGAGAGAGGAGGAGAACCAUGGCCCAGUGUGGGUCAAUUCAUUCGUACAGAGGUGCUACGAAGAGCAGCUGAGAAGUGGAAAGUAGCCGAUGCAGCCACAAGAUCUUUGCAACUGUGCAUGAUCAGCACCAUGCUGAAGGUGGAGUGUAGCAUUAAUGGAACUUACAGCAUGGAUGACGUCGGCUUGGGUGGUUAUGGCAUCUAUAAAUGUCUGCCGGGACUUGACUGCACCUUACCAGGUGGCUAUGAAGGUCUGCUGAGAAAACUGAUGUCAGAGCUCCCUGCUGAUGUGGUGACCUACAAUCAGCCAGUUCGCUGCAUCCACUGGAACAACACAGAGAAGCCAGACACACACGUGACCAUUGAGUGCCAAGACGGGAAGAGAGUGGCUGCCGAUCAUGUGAUCAUGACGGUUCCUUUAGGCCACUUAAAGAAGCACUAUUCCACUCUGUUCCAUCCUCCUCUUCCUCUACACAAGAUGCACUCUAUCCAGAGGUUCGGCUUUGGCACCAUUAAUAAAAUAUUUGUGGAGUUUGAUUCGCCAUGGUGGGAUAAGGACUGCGAGGUCAUCUUCCUGGUGUGGGAAGAUGAGGAUGCCAUUGUGGACAAGGUGCAGGAUGUUCCAGGAUCUUGGAUAAAGAAAUUGUUUGGCUUCACUGUGGUAAAACCCACUGACAGGCACAGCCAUGUUUUAUGUGGCUGGAUCGCUGGGCAUGAGUCAGAGUACAUGGAGACUUUACCUGAGCAGGAGGUCCUGCACGCCAUCACUCAACUCAUCCGCAUGUUUACAGGCAACCCCAUCAUCACUCCCCGGAGAGUCUUGCGCUCUCAGUGGUUGAACAACCCCUGGACAUGCGGAUCGUACAGUUACCCUUCAAAAGGUUGCUCAUUGCAAGACUUGGAGAACAUGAUGGAGCCUCUACCUUCAAAGCCAUCACUGUCACAACCCCUGCAGGUGUUGUUUGCUGGAGAGGCGAGUCAUCCCAGCUACUUCUCCACCGUCCAUGGAGCUCUUCUCACUGGCUGGAGGGAAGCUGACAGGCUCAUCUCUCACUACUCCUCCAGUCAUCUACCAAAGCCUAAAUCAAAGCUUUAAAAGAAUAACGCUGCUCAGAUUAAUCAGACACAGUUUACAGUUGAAGCCUGCAAGAUGUCCCGUGAAUGUAACCAUACUGAUGAUGUAACUGAUCCAGAUUAUCACGGUCUGUUUUUGUUAAGCAACAAGCUUUAUAACCUUUUCCACACUGAUAGAUCUCAAUUAAUCUCAGUUAAGUUUUAACGG